Truncatella angustata is the source of this 1044-nucleotide messenger RNA. RefSeq lists its product as uncharacterized. The coding region runs from base 1 to 1044 and encodes 347 amino acids. The record is from RefSeq and is a predicted model, not a curated record. Lineage: Eukaryota; Fungi; Ascomycota; Sordariomycetes; Amphisphaeriales; Sporocadaceae. The transcript has a single exon.
AUGAGCCCUAGGGGAAAACACAAUGCGCAACCGGCUGGCGCAGCCUCGAUGGUCUUCACGACCUGGGAACUGGUCGAGAUCAUAAUGCUUCACCUGGAAAUGCGAGAGCUGUUGGUCACCGGCCAAAGAAUCAACGUCUUCUGCCACACCGUUGUGCAGAAGAGCGCGCUCCUGCAGCAGCGGCUGUUUUUCCAACCGGUGGCGGAAGAGAUGCGAUGUAACGUCUCGUCGAGCGGCGACGUCGUCGCCAACCCGCUGCUAGCAGACCAUUUCUACCAGUUCUUCCAAGACCUGCCGGCCACAACGUCCUGGGGCCGUGCCCCCAACGAUGGCGAAGCACCCCAGCACAAGUCUCUGCGGAGAUCAGCCCCGUUGCUGGAUCUGCACCCGACCAGGAGGGAGGCGGCCUUAAAUCGCCGCGGCGCCAGCUGGCGGUCCAUGCUGCUGUCGCAGCCGCCACCGACGCGACUAGAGUACCUGACGUGGGCCCGGAAGGGGUGGCGUAGCAAGAGGGGGCACGCGGUCGUGGUGUCACGCGACGCCCCGGUGCGCAUGGGCGCCGUGUACGACUUGGCCUACUACGCGCUGUGGCGAACGGGUGCCAUGAGCGUUCGCUGGCGAUGCUACGCACAGUUCUUCGGGACUGGAGGGCUGCCCUUGUUCUACGAGCUCCACGGUGUAGACGCGCCCUUCACCGAGGGCUUCAUGACUAUCCGUAUUGGGGAAUCCAAAGCGUUCAACAUUGCUACUGGAGGGCCCACAGCACCUCUGCCGUAUCGCCUUCAUUAUAUAAAAAACCACAAAAGCAUGUACCAGAGGCUAUUGACGCUCAUACAUGGGGCUAGAAAUGCGGUGGGCAGUGAAGAGGAUUGUUUGAAAUUCCGGUCCGAAGAUUACAAUCAAAAUACUGUGGUGCAAUUGGUCCUACCAGACGGUGUUGGGAUCGCAGAUUUAGAGUACCAUUCCCGAGUAGGUCGAUAUGCCUUGCCUGGUGCUGCGUUCGGUUUGAAUGGUCUGUCAGAACCCGGAUUCCGCUUACAGUAG